AUGUCCGCAAGAUUCCACGAGGACUAUGUCAAGACUCCAGAGCGGCCCCCGGAUCUGAAAAGCUGCCAGGAGACUUCGUUGAUCGCGCGCAACAUCUAUUUAUUCGACCUUCGCCACCUUUUUGCGCGGUCAUCCGCCUCGAUCUACGUAGUGCCGACCCCUGUCACCAAAGGCGCCUUGUUACCAAAGGGGGUUCAGGGAAUUGUUGAUAGUCAUAAGACCCGCGUUGCUGCUCGGCUAUAUGGAUGCAAACUCGAGAUUACGGGUACUCGAUUCUAUUUCAGGGAGCAACAGAGUAUUGCGAUGAAGAUAUAG
Penicillium robsamsonii is the source of this 315-nucleotide messenger RNA. RefSeq lists its product as uncharacterized. The record is from RefSeq and is a predicted model, not a curated record. The transcript has a single exon. The coding region runs from base 1 to 315 and encodes 104 amino acids. NCBI's taxonomy places the organism in Eukaryota, Fungi, Ascomycota, Eurotiomycetes, Eurotiales, Aspergillaceae.